AUGGCGCAGGUCGGAGCUAAUAUGGAAUACCAGGAGUAUAAGUGGGCUUACUCAAUCAUGGACUCCUCCAAGGUAUCGGCGUGUUUGAUCUCGAUGCUGCUGAUUGUGUACGGCAGCUUUCGGUCGCUGAAUAUGGAACGCGAGGCGAGGGAGCGAGCUGAGAGGGAGAGGGAAGCCACGCUGCUUGGCGGGAAACCUGCUACUACCAGCUCCAGUUCUAAUUCUAAUGUUCAAACUCUGAACACGAUGCAAGCGCUGUGCUUCCCCCUCGGUUCCUCAGUCGCUCUGCUCAUCAUGUUCUUUUUCUUCGACUCCAUGCAGACGCUGGUGGCGAUAUGCACUGCAAUAAUAGCAUGCGCGGCGCUGGCGUUCCUGCUGACGCCGCUGUGCCAGUACGUGGCGGGCGGCGCGCGCGGCGCGGUAUGUGGCCGGUACUCGGCUCCAGAGCUGGCCGCCGCGCUGCUGGCCGCUGCCAUCGUUGCCGUCUGGGUGCUCACCGGGCACUGGCUGCUCAUGGACGCGAUGGGUAUGGGCCUGUGCGUGACGUUCAUCGCUCUAAUCCGGCUGCCCUCACUGAAGGUGUCCACCCUACUACUCACCGGCCUUCUGCUGUACGACGUCUUCUGGGUCUUCUUCUCCUCUUACAUAUUCACCACCAACGUCAUGGUCAAAGUUGCUACCAGGCCGGCAGAGAAUCCGAUGAACGUAGUAGCGCGGCGGCUGCAGCUGGGCGGCGCAAUGCGUGACGCGCCGAAGCUGUCGCUGCCCGCCAAGCUCGUGUUCCCAUCCAUGCACCACCAAGGACAUUUCUCCAUGCUCGGUCUCGGCGACAUCGUGAUGCCUGGUCUACUGCUGUGCUUUGUGCUGCGAUACGACGCGUAUAAGAAGGCUACACUCGUUUGUCAAAUGGGACAAGUUCCUGGCCCUAGAUCUAUGGGUUCCCGGCUGACGUACUUCCACUGUUCCUUGCUGGGCUACUUCCUGGGCCUGCUGACGGCGACGGUGUCGGCCGAGGUGUUCAAGGCGGCGCAGCCGGCGCUGCUCUACCUCGUGCCCUUCACACUGCUGCCGCUGCUCACCAUGGCUUAUGUUAAAGGAGAUCUCAGAAGAAUGUGGAGUGAACCGUUCAUAGCUCCGCCUACCGGCAAGUCGGGCGCAGACUUCGACGUGUGA
This is a messenger RNA of Spodoptera littoralis (African cotton leafworm), 1173 nucleotides long. The record is from the annotation of a GenBank genome assembly. Lineage: Eukaryota; Metazoa; Arthropoda; Insecta; Lepidoptera; Noctuidae.